Messenger RNA from Selaginella moellendorffii, 2314 nucleotides. Its product is annotated as myosin-11. The record is from RefSeq and is a predicted model, not a curated record. The transcript has 15 exons. NCBI's taxonomy places the organism in Eukaryota, Viridiplantae, Streptophyta, Lycopodiopsida, Selaginellales, Selaginellaceae. The coding region runs from base 62 to 1483 and encodes 473 amino acids.
ACUCGAGAGGAAAUAGGAAUUAUUCUAGCACAAAAUAUUUAGGGCUUUGUCUGUCCAGUCCAUGGAAUCGCAUCACGCUUCGCUGGGGCGCCGCAAGCUGGAGGAGAUCCGGCAAAAGAAAGCGUCGGAGAAGAAUUCCGCGAAGCAAUCGGAGCUAAUUCCAUCAGGCCUGGAUCAGGAUGUCGAGGGUCUCAAACAAGAGCUAGAAACAACUCAAAACGAACGAAAUGCGCUGCAAAGGCAAUUGGACGAGAAGAUCGAGAAAAUACAAGUUCUUGUCCGGGACCUUCAAACUUUUCAAGCUUCAGCCAGUAACGAUGCAAAGCUUGUUUCGGAGCUGAAGCAGUCUGUAAAAAACCUUACUGUUGAUAGAGAUGCCGCCAUUACAUCCAAGGAAGAUGUUACAGCUCAGCUGCGUCUCGCAAGAAAAAGACUCCAAGAAGCCGAGAACGAGCAGUACAAGGCUGAAGAAGAUGCUGCUGUUUUGAGAGCAGAGCUCAAGCAAUUGCAACAGCAGAUGGAGCACUCAGCCAGCUCUCAGUCUUUCCAUGCAACAAUGCUUACAGACCAAUAUGCGAUCAGCGACCAAGAGCACAAGGCCGUCAAAGAGGAGCUCCAUGAUGCGCUUUUCCAGCUUCAAAACAAUCGGCAACUGUUGGCCAUGGAGCAGCAAAAGAUUGCUCAACUUCUUGCUGAGAAAAAAGAGCUCGAAGCUGCUCUUGCGUCAUCCCGGAACAAUGAAGCCGAAGCAAAGCGAGCACUUGCGAAUGCUGCAAGCACUACCGAACAACAAUUCACGAGUAACAAAUGGAGGUCCAAGGUGGACAGAGGGAAAUACGAGCAACACCUUCGUGAGCUUGCCUCUAUGGUUGAACGACUUGAAAAUGGCCGGCAGAAGCUGCUCGCAGAGAUUGACCGGCAGUCCCUGGAGAUUGAAAAGCUCUUCAUGGAAAACGAAGGUCUAGUGAGUGGGUUAAACGAAACCUCGGAGAUUGCAGCACAAUGGGAACGCCAGCUUCGUGAGUGCGCUAAACAGAACACAGAGCUACGAAACAAGUUGCAAGCGCAUCAAACAUUAUCCCAACCAGAGGAUUUGGUCAAGGAGGAGGAUUUGUCAUCGACAGAAAUACCAAAACUUAAGAUGGAUUUAACAAAAGCAUUGGGCGAAAGAGACCAGCUGGCUUUGGAGUUGGCGAGUGUCAGGAUCACCUUGAAUGGAUUCAACAGACUAUAUAAUCCGGUGCUCUCCAGCCUGGAGACGAGGCUUGUACAAAUCAAACAAAACUCCGCGCAGCAAAUCGAUCCUUUUAAGUACACGCACAAUGAAAGAUCGAGGGCAUUAGGGCUUUUCAUCUUGUGGUGGUCGAGUUUUGAAGUACAAUGCGGCAGCGCGCUGGAAGUUUUUGCGCUCUCGAUCGCAGCAAUCGUGGCCGUAUUCCGUGCUGGGCAGCUCCAUUUUCGAGGUAGGGAUCUGAAUUGCUAGGCUCUCGGGAAGAAGAUGAGCUAAACUCUUGGCCGGGAGGAUCUUCUAGAGAUUCCAGUGCUCUUGAGUGAUGAAGUGGGUCUCCUGGAGAGAGACGGCAAGGAGGAAAUAGAUCAGUGGAGCACAAUGGGAUCGAGCAGAGCGUAGUAUAAUUCAUGUUUAGUGGGGAUGGAAGUCAUGGCGGAUCGGUAGCGGUUCAAAUAGAAGGCUUUCGCUACAAUGGCAAGGGACUCAAGAGAAAAGUGUCCGAGGUGCAGGGCACUGUUUUGACAGUGUCCGAGGAGGAAGAGGAUUGCGAGUCCGAGGUUCUGGGGGGAGCUUAUGGGAACUUGCAAGAGAUCUUGGCAAGAAAGGAGAGGAACAAGAAGAAGAAGAAGAAGCAGGGAUUGGACGAGGGAUUUCCUUGCGAAUCAAACUUUGUAGCUGUGGAUGAAGAAGUCAGCACGACGACAUCCUUGGAGACCGAGGAUCAGCGGCGCUGGCAGGAGCAGCAGCAGGGGAAGCAAGAGGAGUGGAUCUUCGCGCGGCGGAUUGGGAGGGUGGACGAGGAAGAAGUGAGCAGCGGUGACGAGUUUAUGGAGUUUUGCGAGGAAGAAGAUGGGGUAAAGAUCGUCGCCAGUGAUGAUGCCAAUGGCGAUGACGAAGAAGAUCGUGACAAACCCGGCUCGACUUACAUCCUCUCGUCUGGGCGACAGACAUCCCAAGUUGAGAAGAAGAUCCCCACCAUUGACGACGAGUUUGAGGAGUACUUUCGCCAACUCAUGCUUUGAUAUAAACAAGAAAAGUUCCAGUGAGAACAUUAAACCCUAAUGGAAUAUUCUACGGAUUUGA